This is a messenger RNA of Camellia sinensis, 1094 nucleotides long. Its product is annotated as NEP1-interacting protein 1. The record is from RefSeq and is a predicted model, not a curated record. Lineage: Eukaryota; Viridiplantae; Streptophyta; Magnoliopsida; Ericales; Theaceae.
AGUCGUAGUUGUACGUUGUUUGUGUAGUAGGUUCGUGACUUUUUAUCUCAUUUUCUCUGCAAAAGAUUCUUCAUCAUUUCCCCACUACUAGUAUAUCUUUUGGUUCCACAACAGAAGAUAAACAUAUAACCACCACAGAUAUAGAUACAUAUACACAAAAUUACAUAACACUAGUUCAUUUUAAAAAAUACCCAUAUUUGUUGGUGGUGAGGUAAUAAUAAUGGAGGUGUGGUCAUGCCCAACAAUCCCAACUUUGCAGAGGCCUUGGUGGUGGAGGUGGAUUAGUAUUGGAGGAGAAGAAGAAAGGAGGAGGAAGAGAGAGUUUUGUAGCUCUGUAUUUUCUGCUCUUCUUCGUUACCUCUUCUAUGCUUUCUUCUCUUUCUUCUUUGCUAUUGUUGGGACGACGAUAGGAGCAAUGACAGGGGCAGUGUUUGGGAUGAAAAGUGAGAGGAAGAUUGGAUUAGUACAUGGGGCUGCUGUUGGAGCAAUCACUGGAGCUACUUUUUUCCUUCACGCCGUUAAUGCUUCGUUUGCUUUCUGGAUUUCAUUUCAUGACGAUGAACCUCCCUCGUUCCAUCUCUUCAUUGAGGUUAUCACAAGCCUUCUGAAACCAACACUGGUGUACCUGGGAGAAGAGUUUGGUCCAGGCAUGCAUGGUCCAGUAAGGAAUCCGGUGGCCACCGUUGAAACAAACAAUCAAGUCCCAAGAUUUUUAGACAGAAAGGGAGGCAAUGCUUUACAUAGAGGUUCAAUACUUGAUAAGCUCCCAAAGACUAAAAUCACAGACAAGAAUAUCUAUGACUCUUCAGGAAAUAGAAUCUCCUGCUCAGUUUGCCUUGAGGAUUUUGAAGUUGGAGAAGUAGCUGAAAGGUUGCCAAUAUGUCUGCACAUGUUUCAUCGACGUUGCAUUGCUAAAUGGCGCGUUAGGCACCGGUCUUGCCCCUUAUGCAGAACCAACCAAUAACACUUUGAUGUUUCAUUUUUUGGCUAUUUUUUUCUUUAUAUUUUUUUAUUUUUUAUUUGUAUUAUUUAAAUAUCAUUAAUUUUUUUUUUUUUAAUGGUGAAUUCUACAUGUACACAUGAUUAUAUAGAUC